Prunus armeniaca (apricot) is the source of this 516-nucleotide messenger RNA. The record is from the annotation of a GenBank genome assembly. Lineage: Eukaryota; Viridiplantae; Streptophyta; Magnoliopsida; Rosales; Rosaceae.
AUGAUUCGGAAUCGGCCUUCAGCCUUCGGCCAUCAGCCUUCGGCCAUCGGCACCUUCCAUCAUUCGGCGCGUACGAUGUCUUCACAUCCCCCAAUGAUUCGGAAUCGGCCAUCAGCCUUCGGCCAUCGGCACCUUCCAUCAUUCGGCGCGUGCGAUGUCUUCACAUCCCCCAAUGAUUCGGAAUCGGCCUUCAGCCUUCGACCAUCAGCACCUUCCAUCAUUCGGCGCGUGCGAUAUCUUCACAUCCCCCCAAUGAUUCGGAAUCGGCCUUCAGCCUUCGGCCAUCAGCCUUCGGCCAUUCAGCCUUCGGACAUCAGCCUUCGGCCAUCAGCCUUCGGCCAUCGGCACCUUCCAUCAUUCGGCGCGUGCGAUGUCUUCACAUCCCCCAAUGAUUCGGAAUCGGCCUUCCAUCUUCGGCCAUUCAGCCUUCGGCCGUUCAGCCUUCGGCCAUCAGCCUUCGGCCAUCGGCACCUUCCAUCAUUCGGCGCGUGCGAUGUCUUCACAUCCCCCCAAUGA